CAUCCUUAUGCAGUCAAAUACCGUGUGUGUAACAGCUGUGCUGAUAUGGAGCCGUAAAUCUGGUGGAUUGGUUACGUUUUGAUUAAAAUUUGGGUUUCAUUAAAUUUCUGAAAUAAAAUGUCUACAAUAAUGUUCUUACGUCAAUUAUCGAAUACCGGCAAUCUGCGUCGAAGUUUUCGUUUAUUUCAACGUGCAACCUCAUCAACUAGCAGUACGGACACUUCGUCUACGACCCUUCUCUACGAACGUGAUCCACAAGCACAAUUUACUGACCAUGAAACACAGAAGCUACUCCAAUCGAUGACACAACUUCAGCUGGAUAAAAUUUUCGAAAAGACUACGGUACCGGACAAUUCCGUAGAUUACAAACUUAUGACUGUCGAAAUGCUGGAAGAGGAGUUCCGUAAAACCAUUGAACGGGCAAAAAAACGCUUAGAGAUGCCGCCAGUAGUGCAAAUAAAAAAAGAUGAACGGCAAAUAAUAUCAAAUGAUGUAGCCAUAAGUGGUUUCUCAGAUUCUAAAUAUGUUAUAACAGAUAUAACUUAUGGGUUACGUCAGUCAGAACGCAAGGUAGUCGUGCGGCAAACUGAUGGAACCCUCGAGUACGCUCCUAUGGAGAUAACAAAGCGUAUGCGCCAAUUAUACUUCCCACUUAAUGGACGCAGUAUACGGGUUCCUCGAAUGUUUGAAGGUGAGCAUUUACAACGUUGUUUGGAAGAACAAAAAUAUUUGUUUAUAUUGAACCGAAUGGUGGUGCAAUUCGAGCCCUAUGAACCGGAAUUCCAUCACAUUAGCAGUCUGGUUUAUCAGCAUAUCAAUGAAACCAAACAAUUUGAUGUGUUACGCUCUACGAGACAUUUUGGACCAAUGGCAUUCUUUUAUGCGUGGCAUCGUUGUAUUGAUGACUUGCUUUACGAUAUGGUGAGAAGAGACUAUCUCCAAAAUGCGGCAGAGCUCAUUUCACUUUUGUAUAAAUUACACGACAUCAAAUCCAACUAUAAGGAUCUUUUAAAACAAUUAGACCAAAUAAGACCUGGAGAAGACUUGGCUUUGAAGGAACUCCAAAAUGAGUUGAAGCGUGCGUCUAAAAAUGUUAAAGAGGAUAUCGAGUCGACUAUCGGGAAAACACGAGCGGAUUUCGAAGCAGAUAGUUUAUGCCUGCAGUUUAUAGAAGAUUAUAUCAGCAAGCACGCACUAAAGAAAGUUCAACUGGAGUUGGCAACACAAACGAUAAAAGAAAUAAAUGCAGAAAAAAGGCAACUGUUUGAGGGCCUAAACAAAGCGCACGGCGUUUCUUAAGUGCUAUAUAUUUACUUUUAUGAAAUUAUUUAGUAAAAUUCGGAGCUUAAAAAUAAACCUGUUGUAUUGUAUUUAAGAAAAUACUUUAUAUA
Messenger RNA from Anastrepha obliqua, 1391 nucleotides. RefSeq names its product 28S ribosomal protein S22, mitochondrial (gene mRpS22). Gene Ontology annotation, cellular component: mitochondrial small ribosomal subunit. Gene Ontology annotation, molecular function: structural constituent of ribosome. The record is from RefSeq and is a predicted model, not a curated record. Lineage: Eukaryota; Metazoa; Arthropoda; Insecta; Diptera; Tephritidae. Bases 118 to 1299 code for a protein of 393 amino acids. The transcript has a single exon.